Molecule: messenger RNA, 1158 nt
Organism: Pipistrellus nathusii (Nathusius's pipistrelle)
Lineage: Eukaryota; Metazoa; Chordata; Mammalia; Chiroptera; Vespertilionidae
Source: the annotation of a GenBank genome assembly
AUGGAAGACGCGGCGGACCAGUCGCCUCGGGUCUCCUCGUCCUCGGACCACCCGCCCCGGCCCCAGCCCACGUUCAAGUACCAGUUCGUGACGGACCCCGACGAGGAAGAGGAGGAGGAGGACGAAGAGGAGGAAGAAGAGGACGAGGACCUGGAGGAGCUGGAGGUGCUGGAGAGGAAGCCCGCCGCCGCCGCCCCGCUGUCGGCCGCCCCGGUGCCCACCGCGCCCUCCGCCCCCGCCGCGCCCCUGCUGGACUUCGACGACGACUUCGUGCCCCCGGCGCCCCGGGGGCCCCUGCCGGCCGCGCCCCCUGCCGCCCCGGAGAGGCAUCCGUCCUGGGACCCGAGUCCCGCGCCCUCGUCCGCGCCCUCCCCACCCUCCUCCUUCUCCGCUGCCGCAGCCUCGCCCUCCAAGCUCCCCGAGGAGGACGACGACGACGACGAGCCUCCGGCCCGGCCGCCCCCGCCGCCCCCGGCCAGCGGGAGCAGCCCCGCAGCCGAGCCCGCCUGGACGCCCACCGCGCCGGCCCCCGCGGCGCCCCCCUCCACGCCGGCCGCGCCCAAGCGCAGGGGCUCCGGCUCCGGCUCCGCGGUUGUCGACCUCCUAUACUGGAGAGACAUUAAGAAGACUGGAGUGGUGUUUGGUGCCAGCUUAUUCCUGCUACUCUCGUUGACAGUAUUCAGCAUUGUGAGCGUAACGGCCUACAUUGCCUUGGCCCUGCUCUCUGUGACUAUCAGCUUUAGGAUAUAUAAGGGUGUGAUCCAAGCUAUCCAGAAGUCAGAUGAAGGCCACCCAUUCAGGGCCUAUUUGGAAUCUGAUGUCGCCAUAUCCGAGGAGCUGGUUCAGAAAUACAGCAAUUCUGCUCUUGGUCAUGUGAACUGCACAAUAAAGGAACUCAGACGCCUCUUCUUAGUCGAUGACUUAGUUGAUUCUCUGAAGUUUGCAGUGUUGAUGUGGGUGUUUACCUAUGUUGGAGCCUUGUUCAAUGGUCUGACACUACUGAUUCUGGCUUUGAUUUCACUCUUCAGCGUUCCUGUUAUUUAUGAGCGGCAUCAGGCGCAGAUAGAUCAUUAUCUAGCACUUGCAAAUAAGAAUGUCAAAGAUGCUAUGGCUAAAAUCCAAGCAAAAAUCCCUGGAUUGAAACGCAAAGCUGAAUGA